Molecule: messenger RNA, 1356 nt
Organism: Arachis ipaensis
Lineage: Eukaryota; Viridiplantae; Streptophyta; Magnoliopsida; Fabales; Fabaceae
Source: RefSeq, a predicted model, not a curated record
AUGGCUGGUAUUCACAAAAUUGCUGACAUCAAUCCUACAAUCGAUAAUUUGUGUGUACGUAUACGAGUGAUACGGUACCGAAUAAAGCUUGGUGUCAUUGAUGAUUCUGACUGUGCAUGUUUCGUAGUCUUUGACAAUGAGGUAAAACAAAUUUUGGGAAAGAACUGUGUAGAGAUACUUGAUCCACUCUUAUUGGAUGUUUACUACACCGGUGGUUUAUUUUCGACUUCAAAGGCUUUCUCAAUUAUUGAAGGAGAGAAAGUAGAAGGUGUUAAGAUUCAUUGGAGCACACAAAUCGAAUUAGAUUGGUCUUCAAUGAUGAGAUUAACCUUUCAUUUUCCUGGAGAGCAAAAUAUCAUCUUUAAAGACGAUGAUGAUCUUGAGAAAAUCGUGGAAGAAGAGGAAGAAAAAUGUACGAUCUUCCAAGAUGCUUGCUAUUCCAUGGGACUACUGUGCGAUGAUAGGGAAUUCAUUACAGCUAUUAAUGAGGUAGCUGAACUUGCAUCUGGAUUAAACAUGACUGAUGACAAAUUGAAAAACCUCUGCCUUAUUCAGAUUGAGAAGAUACUCAACAGCAAUGCGAGAUCUUUAAGAGACUAUCAAUCAAUGCCAUAUCCUGAGAUGUCUGAUGUUCGCCUUUUUCAAAAUAAGCUAAUAGAGGAAGAGUUAGUAUAUGACACAAAUGAGUUGACUCAUACAAACUUAUAUAUAGAACAAAAGAUAACUCAUGAGCAAAGUGAAAUUACGUCUUUACUCCUACCUGGUGGCAGAACGGCUCAUUCUAGAUUUUCAAUACCCGUUACAAUUACUGAUGAAUCUACUUGCAAUAUCAAGUAUGGAAGUUUGAAGGCUGAGCUGCUCAUCCAAAGUAGCUUAAUAAUUUGGGAUGAAGCUCCAAUGCUCAAUAAAAUGUGCUUUGAAGCACUUGAUCGGAUGCUCAUGGAUCUUAUGUCAGUUACCGAUCAACAUAAGACACAUCAACCAUUUUGUGGUAAGGUUAUUGUUCUAGGAGGUGAUUUCAGACAGAUACUUCCGGUGAUUCCGAAAGGGAGUAGACACGAUAUAUUGACAUCAGCUAUUAACUCAUCCCAUAUGUGGUCGUUUUGUAAGGUUCUGAAACUGCAUACAAACAUGAGACUUCUAAUGUCUUCUUCAGAUCAAGAUGAAGGUGAAAUGAAGAGAUUUGCUAAUUGGAUACUUGAUGUUGGAAAUGGAAAUAUUGGUUCUGUUGUUGGUGAUGAAUCAGAAAUUGAAAUUCCAGAUGAUCUAUUGAUUACAACUACUGAUGACCCUCUCUUUCAUUUGGUAGACUUUACAUAUCCAAAUUUGUUACAAAACAUGUCAGAUUACAGGUAG